AUGGCGGGUGGGCUUGAAUGUGCCAAGGUAGCUACGAGCAGUGAGACGUGUGACCUCAUGGCUGCUGUUCUGCCAUCAUAUUGCAGAUUUCAAGUAGAACAUGUGAAGAAAUUUAUUUUAAUUUGAUUCCUUUCUCCAAUCGUAGACAUACCAGCAGCUCCCGUCAAUGUCACAGUUCGACAGCUGCAGGCCAACUCGGCAGUGGUAUCAUGGGAGGUUCCUGAUGGAGAUGCUGUUAUUGGCUAUGCUAUAUCACAGCAGAAAAAGGAUGUGAGAAUGCUACGCCUUAUUCAGGAAGUGAAUACCACAACCCGUUCCUGUGUAUUGUGGGACUUAGAGGAGAAUACUGAGUAUAUUGUCCAUGUGCAGUCAAUUAGUCUGAGCGGUGUGAGCCCAGCUAGUGACCCUAUCUCCUUUUGGACCCCAAAGGAAGCCGAGAAAUCAGCUUCAAAAGAGGAGGUUCAGCAACAUUAUACACAACUAAGGAUGGGCGAGAUGAUCAUUAUUCUGGUUGUGCUCGUCAUGUGGGCAGGUGUAAUAGCAUUAUUUUGUAGGCAAUAUGAUAUCAUCAAGGACAAUGAACCUACGAAUAAUAAGGACAAAGCCAAGAGCUCUUCAGAGUACAGCACACCAGAACACCCAACAGGAGGUCUACUACGCAGCAAGGCCAGACUUGGAGAGGUACUUCCUGUACCUCUGGUUCCACAGGAAGAUUCUUUCUAA
This is a messenger RNA of Hemiscyllium ocellatum (epaulette shark), 723 nucleotides long. RefSeq names its product fibronectin type III domain containing 5a (gene fndc5a). Lineage: Eukaryota; Metazoa; Chordata; Chondrichthyes; Orectolobiformes; Hemiscylliidae. The transcript has 6 exons. Gene Ontology annotation, molecular function: protein binding. The record is from RefSeq and is a predicted model, not a curated record.